AUGGCCGCCUCUCGCCGCCUGUUAUACGUCCUCCUAAUCUUGGCCUUCUUAUUCUCGCUAUUAUCUGCAAAAUCUCAGUCACAAGAUUCCCAAGAAGAAGAAGAAGAGGAUACACCUGUCACCCGCUACCAACGAUACCUGAGGUUCAACACAGCCCAUCCAGACCCCAACUACACCGCUCCGAUCUCCUUCCUCAUCGACCAAGCCCAAUCCCUGGCCUUAAACGUCCGUUCUCUCGAGUUCGUCCCGGGCAAACCUGUCCUCCUCCUUACCUGGCGGGGUUCCGACCCUUCCCUCCCUUCAAUUCUCUUCAACUCUCACCUCGACUCCGUCCCCGCUGAACCUGCCAAAUGGCUCCACCCGCCUUUCUCCGCCUUUCGCACCCCCACUGGCGAGAUUUUCGCUCGUGGAGCGCAGGACGACAAGUGUAUCGGCAUGCAGUACCUGGAGGCCAUCCGCUCCCUCAAGUCCAGGGCAUUCGCCCCCCUGCGUACGGUCCAUGUGUCGUACGUCCCCGACGAGGAGAUUGGCGGCUUUCACGGGAUGGAGAAGUUCGCGGAUUCCCAGGAGUUCCGGGAGCUGAAUGUUGGGUUCGUGAUGGACGAACGCCAGGCUUCCCCCGGCGACGAGUUCAGGGUCUUCUACGCGGACAGGACCCCAUGGGGGCUUGUGCUUAAAGCCACUGGUACCCCCGGGCAUGGGUCCAGGGAUGUAUGA
Molecule: messenger RNA, 717 nt
Organism: Carica papaya (papaya)
Lineage: Eukaryota; Viridiplantae; Streptophyta; Magnoliopsida; Brassicales; Caricaceae
Source: RefSeq, a predicted model, not a curated record